Messenger RNA from Photinus pyralis (common eastern firefly), 1999 nucleotides. RefSeq names its product mucolipin-3-like. The record is from RefSeq and is a predicted model, not a curated record. The transcript has a single exon. Lineage: Eukaryota; Metazoa; Arthropoda; Insecta; Coleoptera; Lampyridae. Gene Ontology annotation, cellular component: lysosomal membrane; plasma membrane. Gene Ontology annotation, molecular function: NAADP-sensitive calcium-release channel activity. The coding region runs from base 145 to 1932 and encodes 595 amino acids.
UAUUAUAACCUUGACUUACAAACACUGUCAAAAACAUGAUUAUUUAUUGAAAAAUGUAUAGAUAAUAAAUUCAAGUAGUUUCAUAGUUAUCACGCGCGUGUUUUAUUGCUAUUUAAAUACGAUUUGAUGUAAAAAUUAUCAGUAAUGGAACAAAGUAGAUGUGAGGCACCAGACGGAUGUAGUUCCGAUACCGAAGAGGACCACAAUCUGAACGAUUUAAAAGAGGAAGAACUAAUAGAUCUAACAAUGCCUUUAUUAACCGAAGAUAAAAUGCGAAGAAAAUUGCAAUUCUUCUUUAUGAAUCCGAUCGAGAAGUGGCAGGCGAAGAAGAGGUUUCCUUACAAAUUCAUGAUACAAGUGAUCAAGAUCAUUCUGGUAACGCUACAGCUUUGUUUGUUUGCGAAUAAUCGAUACACGCACAUUAACUAUACGUGGGAUAAUCGCGUUACGUUCUCCCAUUUGUUUCUCAACGGUUGGGAUUCAUCGCGUGAAAUCAACUCGUAUCCUCCGUCGGCGGGACCACUGGCGAUCUAUAAGGUGGCGGAAUUCUUUGAGACCAUUGACUAUGCCUUAGACGCGUAUGUUAAUUUAAACGACACCAUCGGACCUUAUUCGUACCCAAGUGAGAACAAUGAGAUUGUACCUUUAGUGCUUUGCCUCUACAAGUAUAAGAAGGGUAUUAUUUACGGUUUUAACGAAUCGUAUGUGUUCGACGCGACAAUUGUCGAGGAGUGCUUUAAUAUUACGAACGAAUUACGUUCGGCACAGCUCUUUGAGGAUGCCGAGUUUAGUUUUACGGCGAUAAUACGGGCAACUCUGAGUUUUUCGGUGAAAACUGUCAACUUUAGGGGGGCCGGUCCGAUGACCCCGCCUGAUUGUUACAGGUUUGAUAUAACGAUUUACUUUGAUAAUCGAGACCACGACGGUCAGAUGUUGCUGUCGCUGGAUGCUGAACCGAUACGGUUGAUAUGUAAGGGUAAUAUCCACUACGUAUUGGAGAAUACGAUCGAUCGCAUCCUGACCAGUUUGCUGAACGUGUUGGUGAUUAUAAUAUGCACCGUGUCAUUUGUGCUUUGUAGUCGUGCGCUUUGGCGAGCUCAACAGUUGAAGGUGAUCACUAACAACUUUUUCAAAGUAAAUUAUCGCCGGGAACUGAACGAUAGUGACAAGAUGGAGUUUCUGAACAUGUGGUACUUCAUGAUUAUCGUCAACGAUGUCUUGAUUAUCAUUGGGUCUGGAAUUAAGGAACAAAUCGAACACAGCCACUUCACAGCGAAUCAGUGGAAUAUCGGUAGUGUUUUCUUGGGCACGGGAAAUAUGUUGGUAUGGUUCGGGGUGUUGAGAUAUUUGGGCUUCUUUAAAACAUACAAUGCGGUCAUACUAACAUUGAAAAAAGCUGCCCCGAAAGUGGCUCGAUUUUCCCUAUGCGCUCUGAUUAUUUAUGCCGGUUACACAUUUUGCGGAUGGUUAGUUUUGGGGCCCUACCAUAUGAAGUUUAGGUCGUUAUCUACAACAUCAGAAUGUCUCUUCUCACUUGUAAAUGGUGACGACAUGUUCGCAACUUUCUCAAUUAUGGACGACAAAUCUCCAAUGCUGUGGUGGUUCAGUCGGAUGUACCUCUACUCAUUCAUAAGUGUUUACAUUUACGUAGUAUUAAGUUUAUUCAUAGCGGUAAUCAUGGACGCCUAUGACACCAUUAAGGUAUAUUACAACCAGGGUUUUCCAAAAAGCGAUUUACAAGCAUUUAUUGGAGAUACUUCGUGGGAACAAUUAUCCGGUGGUCUCUAUAGGUCCGACUCGAGUGGAAGUUUGGAUGGUCUGUUACAAGAUUUGUGCUGCUGUUGCAAAAAACUGCACAAGUCUUAUUCGUCGUUAAGCAGUUCUAGAGUGUCUCUAAGAAACAAUCCUACAUCAACGGGCAUUCCAGUCUAGUUAUACAUCAAAGUUACCAAUAUUUGUACUAUUUUUGUUAUUUAUUUAAAUAAAACACUUUUCAAUA